GAAAUUCCCGAACAGGUUUGCACUCUACUUCCUGGUCUCAAAUCAGAGGCAGGCAGCCAGCGGAUGGGGCGACGGUCUACCACAGUCGCGUUGAAUAAAUACAUAAUACCAGCUACAGAUGUGGAAACGGUGAGGACGAAACGCGUUAAGCCUGUUUCGGCUCCCGGACUUGCAUCUCACCGCCCUCUACGAGAGGUAGCCUAGUGACAACACAGCGAAUUUCACGUAUGUAAGCAACAUCGCGGUAGAGCAACUGCAUUUUCUAUAUUCUAUUGUUGCGCCUAAUUAGCCUGCUAUAUCCCCGUAUGGAAUAAAAAAAAUUCUCUCCGCUUUCAUGUUGAGAGAGGAAGAGGAAAGGAAUUGUGGACCACACAAAUUGUAGUCGACAGAAAGUUGUUUUUACUUCCGAGUAAAGGUUGAAAACUCCGUCGAUGGCGUCAAAUUCGAGGGUGUCUAUUUUGGAUUACUUCAAUAUUGUAUUUGAGGGAGAAAAUGGCAAGAUCGAAUCAAACUGCAAGGCGUGCGGAACAAGGAUCCAGGCGAAGCGGACAGUAACGUCCAACUUCGUCACACAUCUGAAGCGUAAGCACCAGGCAAUGUACGAUGAGUUCGUGAAGAAGAAAGAUGUGAAAAGAGAGGCGUACUCGUCCGGGGGCGUGCAGCAGCACAUGGCGGGUCGCUCUGAGCCAGCUCGCUCCUCACACGCCGCCAGCGCCGCCAUCGCCAAGUUUGACCGCAACGACCCGCGCCAGGUGCUGAUCUCCGAGGCCAUCGCCAAGAUGAUCAUCCGCGACCUGCAGGCGGUGCAGAUCGUGGAGAAUGAGGGCUUCCGGGACCUUCUGCAGCUGCUGGAGCCGCGCUACACACCCGAGCCGCGCCACUACAUCCAGCAGCAGCUGCUGCCGGGCUACGCCUACCAGGUGCAGCUGGCCACCAAGCAGGCGCUGACCACCGCAGAGUCCUGCAGCGUCACGCUGGACUUGUGGAAGAGCGCCGUGGCCGCGGGCGGGGCCGGCGGCCCCGGAGGGUACCUGGGGGUCACCUGCCACUUCCUCACAGCUGACUGGCAGAUCAAGUCGGCGCUGCUGGCCUGCCUGCCCCUGUCGGGCCAUGGGACGGCUCAGCGCGUGCUGUCGGAGUUCGACGAGAUCUCGCACGCCCACGGGAUCACGGGAAAGGUGUUCCGCGUGGUGGCGGACCCCUUCCCCUGCGAGGGCCGCGCCGCGUUUCGGCUGCCGGGCUUCUGCCUGCACGGGGUGGAGGAGGAGGAGGACGAGGAGGAGGACAGCAGCGACGAGGAGGUGGGGGCGGGGGAGGCGGUGGAGGCACAAGGUGCAGGACCGGGGGGCGGGGUGGAGGCGGGAGAUAACUCCCUGGACCUGUGUUUGGGGCCGUGCCGGAUCGACUGCUUUGCGCGCUCCCUGGCCAUGUGCGUGAGGGAGGGGCUGCGCUCGUCUCCCCAGCUGUCCAUCGCGCUCACCAAGGCCGCCUGCUUCUACAACUACGUCACCGCCACCGUCGCGCCUGAGAAACUGGGCCAGGUGUUUGGCACGGGCAUGGCGGGCGUGGCCAGGUCCCCUGGCCCUGCCCACGGUGAGCAGCGCUGGAACUGGCAGCUGAAGACCGUGCGGCGCAUGCUGGAGUCUGCAGAGUUCCUGGAGGACAUUGUGGAUCGGCACGACCUGACGCUCAGCAGCUUUGAGAAGGCGGUGCUGCGGGAGCUGGUGGAGGUGCUGGAGCCGUUCGAGGAGGCAACAGACAUGGUGCAGGGCGACAAGCACGUCUCCAUCAGCCUGGCUCUGCCCUGUGUGCUGGGCCUGCGAAAACACCUGUCGGAAACCGCCACGCGCCAGUGCACCGGCAUCCUGGUGGGGCUGGCACAGUCCCUGGACCGCCGGCUGGCCGCCAUCUUGGAGGACCCCCUUCACGUGACCGCCACCGCCCUGGAUCCUCAGUUCAAGCUAUCCUGGAGCAGUGACACGGAGUGGCACCGGCAGGUGCUACUGAAGGAGGUGGCCAAGCACACGCAGGGCGGGGCCAGCCCACAGGUGCCCAGCCCUGAGCCCCAGCCACCCCCCUCCAAACGCUGCAAACUCUUCUCCUUCAUGAAGCAGCGCCCUGCUUCGCAGGCCAAGAGCAUUGAGCAGGAGCUGGCCACCUACCUGCAUGAGGAGCCACGUGAUGAAGACCCGCUGCACUAUUGGAAACGCAAGGCCACUGACUUCCCCCAGCUAUCCCAGGUCGCCAAAAAGGUGUUCACAGUACCGGCCACCACCACGCCAGUAGAACGGAUAUUCAACACCGUCAGCAAGAACCUGCGGCCAGAGAGGUGCAGGCCCUUACCAAAGAACCUGGAGACUCUUAUUUACCUAAAGGCCAACUACCGUUUCCUCUGGACAUAAGCUUGCAGGGCUGCUGCAAUGGUGACUGAACUUACAGCUAUUUCACAGGUCCUUGCCCCACUCUAUCCCUCCUGUAAUUAAAAAAAUAUUUUAUAGGCUGAAAUGCAGAAUGACUGUUACAUCAGUCAGCAUAGAACUGUCCCAAGAAAGGUUUUUCCGUUUAUGUAUGUGUGUGUAUAUACGCUGUGGCCACGUUUUUAGGUACACCUAUCUAGUACUGUGUUGGACCCCCUUUUGCCUACAGAACAGCCUGCAUUCUUCACGGUAUGGAUUCAACAAGGUGCUCAAAAUAUUCCUUAGUAAUUUUGGUCCAUGCUGACUCAAUAUCAUCAUGCAAUUGCCUGCAGAUUUUUCAGACACGCAUUCAUGCUGUGAACCUCCCUUUCCACCUCAACCCAAAGGUGCUGUAUUGGAUUGAGAUGUGGGGACUGUGCAGGCUAUUGCAGUGAAGUCACUGUCAUGGUCAUGGGAACCAGUCUGAGACGAUGCAUGCUUUGAGACAUGGUGCAUUAUCCAUUUGAAAAAGUGUACACUGUGGCCAUAAAGGGAUGCACAUGGUCAGCAACAAUACUUUAGCAUGCUGUGCCAUUCAAAUGAUGCACAACUGGUAUUAAAGAGUCUAAUGUGUGCCAAGAAAACAUUCCCCACACCAUUACACCACCACCACCAGCCUGCACUGGUGACACAAGGCAGGAUGGAUCCAUGGAUUCAUGUUGUUUAUGUCAAAUUCUGACCCCACCGUCUGCAUGUCACCCUGGUCUGGUGAUCAUGUGCCCACUGUAGCCUCAUUUUCCUGUUCUUAGCUGACAGGAGAGGAACCUGACAAGCAGUUCUGCUGCAGCCCAUCUGUUUCAAGGUUUAAUGUAUUGUGCAUUAAGAGAUGCCCUUCUGCACCGCACUGAUGUAAAAGCUGUUAAUUGAACAUGCGUGGCCUUUAUGUUAGCUUGAACAAAUCUGCCCAUUCUCCGCUGAUGUCUCUCAUUAACAAGGUGUUUUUGGCCACAGAACUGCUGCUGCUGGAUUUUUUCAUUGCACCAUUCUGUCAACCCUAGAGACUGUAGUGCAUGAAAAUCCCAGGAGGGCAGCUGUUUCCAAGAUUCUGGAACCACCACGUCUGGCACCAACCAUCAUACCAUGGUUAGAAUGGCUUAGAUCAUGUGUCUUGCCCCUUUCAAUGUUUUGUUGAAUAACAACUAAACCUCUUCCCUAUGUUUGCUUUACAUAUUGAGAUUCAGCCACCUGAUUCACUGUUUGGACCAGCAGGCUAUUUGCAUAAUGAGUAGGUGUACCUAAAAAAUGGCCACUAUAUACAUAUGUAUAUACACAGACACAUCAUAUAUAUUUAUAUAAAUAUAUAUAUAUAUAACUAUAAACAAAAACUAAACUAACACUUUGGUCGUUUAGAUUUCUUUUUUGAUUGUUGUAACUGUAAACCUAGUUAACUGCUUUGGAGACUUUACUGCAAACCUCUUAAUUAUUAAUCAACUCCUUCAAAUGUGUGUAUUUAUGUCCCAUAGUUUUCUCGCUCUCACCAUCAUUGAUUAAAAAAAAAACAACAAUGGUGAAAUAAGAACCCUGUUGAUGGAAAGGCAUUUCUUCAGCCAAAGCUGUUUUGAGCAUUUGGCACUCAUGCUGAUGAAAAUAUAAAUAUCCAGUGUAAACCAGUGAUGGGAGAAUUACUUUUUAAAUCUAAAGUAGGUGGAGCUCUCAUGUGCUGACAGUGACUUGCUGAUUUCAACCACAUAGGCCAUAUUUAUAUGCACAGACUGUUUCUGGAUAAUGAAUGGUCCUUAUCAUGGUUUUAGUCCUAUUCUGAGUGAGCCAUUUACAAGCACCAUGAAAUACGGUGACAACUAAUAUUCCCAUACAUGGAUUUCAGAGUGUCCCUAUAGUAAGCCCUAUAAUGGUCAUACAUGGAAUUCCCCACUAAUUGUAUUGUUUGGGAUGCUCACUUUUAGAAUUGAAAAGAAUAACUUAAUUUUUCCUAGGGGGAACUUCAGGUGAAAUAGCCAGCAUACAAGAAAUUAAAUAAUUACAUGAAUUACAUAAAAUUACAGAAAUUUAAUUUAGAGCUUCCUAAAUUAUACUGCUAUUUUUACAAAUUAGAAGUCAAGAAUUCUAGUAAGUAACUUCCAUACAUAAAUUGCAUAAAAUGUGUAUGAAUUACAUAAAAUCAGGAAACACCUAAAUACAAUUUAGACUUUGCUAAAUUAGAACAAUUAACCAUUUAAAUCCGGCCCUGAUUUUCUGUUCUGAAAAAUGAACUGAACAAUAAGGGCUAACCAAUGGCUAGACCGUCUUCACACCUGACUCCCAGGUGAAAAACCAACGGAUCUUAGUCCUUGAGUGCCAUACAAGGUUUUAAAGGAUAUGGAUAUUUGCAUUAUCUUUUUUUUUUUUUUUUUUUUACAGUUGCAACACAGCUCAUUGCAUAGUCAUUCUUAAAGACGACUUUUAUGAUGCUUUCUGAUGUUCAGAAUUCACACAUUAAGGCCUUUCAUUACUGAGAGACGAACGUGGUUGCUCCAAAAAUGCAUGCUUUUUGGGUUUGCCAUGACUAGUUUUAUCUUUGGGUGAGAGUAUACUCCAAUUAAAGUGUUUACAUGAAUCAAUAUUUUAACAGAUAAAUACCCCAUGUUAUACUGGAUAUUCAUAACAGGUAUAGUACAUUUUCUGGGUCAUGGUUUUUGGAAUAAGGUGUUUACAUAAUGCAUAUCAUGACUUUCAUUAGUGGGUUUAUUGAAGAAUAUUAGUAAGCAUGCAGUCCCUUGAAUUGAAUUGGAACUGUUUUUUCUGAGGAGUAUCUUUUGAUUGGUGGAAACAAGUCUCAAGACUAUCAGCAAAUUUUAGCUCCAGCCAUCACAGGCUUCAUGAAAGUUCACCUUCCCAGCUGUAAUAUAAACCUCUCCAACACUCUAGAGCAGUUUCCACAGCUCAGAGGUGGUCAGACUGAUUUGGCUUGUGCAUCUUUGUUAAGAAGUGAGUUAUUAUCCUGUUCUCCUGCCCUAUAAUCCCAUUACUCUGCUCUGUAUUCAGAAAAUGUGCUCAGCCUAGGACAACUGCCAGUAAAUAGUGGAUAUGUGAAUAUCCAUUUAUAAAACUACAAAAGCUGAGUUUUCAAAUAGAAGCCCUUAAACUCCACAUGGGCCAGAGCCAAUCAGCAUUAACAGUCUGUUGUAACUAACUUUGGCUACAAGCUUCUACCAAAGGACAAAAUGUUAAAUUUGUUAAUAUGAACAAAAUAGUAAAACGUAUUGAUCUGUCUGAGGAGUUAGAUACUCCUACCUGUGAAGUAUUAGCUGGCUACUGCAGGAUGAGAUGCUGACUGUCUAUAUGCCAGAUGAGCAGCAUGUUAUUAACCGUGACACAGGAAGAUCAGCUUUAAUGUUAUAAACUCAAUGCUGAUUAGGCAAAGAACACGACUGGUUUCUUACUGUGGGUUCUCUCUCAAAUGCAAGCAGAAAUGUGCAUCAGCUAGAGAUUGGUUCUUUUUGAAAGAAGUGAACUGCAUUUCAACUGUGUAGCAAUUAGGCCUACCUAAUUUGGUUUUUAUUAUACUCUUGUCUGUGUCUGCUAGCAGAGAGAUUGGCUUUGAAAUUUUCUGAUUGCCAAUACAAACAGUAAAAAGUUAAAUAACAUUGUGUGUGGUGGGCUAUGUUUAUUUAAAAUCUCAUUGGGAAGGACCGAUCGAAUGUGGGCCCAUAUGCCCAAGAAACAAAGGACAGUGAACACAUCUAUGUACCCAGUUAUUCUCUGAAAGAAACAUGAACUGAAUGAACUGGUGAUGUUGUCCGUGAAGGAAUCAGGAAGGAACUGAAGGAAGUGGUCAAGUACUUUUUGAAGGAGAGGUGGUCUGUCCGCUGUUCUUGUUGUCAUUUCAAUGUCCAACGAGAACUUGUAAGUUAUGCAAUGUGCAGAUAUAGUUAGCCCACAUUAAUUUAUAAAUAAAAUACUGCAAACA
Molecule: messenger RNA, 6363 nt
Organism: Anguilla rostrata (American eel)
Lineage: Eukaryota; Metazoa; Chordata; Actinopteri; Anguilliformes; Anguillidae
Product: zinc finger BED domain-containing protein 4
Exons: 2
Coding region: 432-2402 (656 amino acids)
Biological process (GO): regulation of transcription by RNA polymerase II
Cellular component (GO): nucleus
Molecular function (GO): protein dimerization activity
Source: RefSeq, a predicted model, not a curated record